Messenger RNA from Triticum dicoccoides, 601 nucleotides. RefSeq lists its product as uncharacterized. Gene Ontology annotation, cellular component: nucleus. The record is from RefSeq and is a predicted model, not a curated record. Gene Ontology annotation, biological process: regulation of DNA-templated transcription. The coding region runs from base 137 to 442 and encodes 101 amino acids. The transcript is spliced from 3 exons. Lineage: Eukaryota; Viridiplantae; Streptophyta; Magnoliopsida; Poales; Poaceae. Gene Ontology annotation, molecular function: RNA polymerase II cis-regulatory region sequence-specific DNA binding; DNA-binding transcription factor activity, RNA polymerase II-specific.
AUGUAUAUUUACGUUCUUUACAUUUUGCGACAGUCCCAAAACUUUUAUUUAGCCAAAUUUUGCUACUUCUGUUUUUAGAUGCGCUGUAUCCAUAACUACCUAUUGGCACCUGAUAUUUGUGCUCAAAAAAUGCAGUAUGGACCAACAAAAUGGUCUCAUUGCAAGGUGGACAUAUAGGCAAGACAUGUCAAGAGAGAGAGAAGCUUGGACUAUUGAGGAGGAACAUGCACUGAUUAAUGCCCAUCAGGUAUAUGGGAAUAGAUGGGCAGAAAUAGCAAAAGUUCUUCCUAGAAGGAAUCGGGUACUUCUAUUUGUUCUUAGGUUCUUCUCACCUAUAGCUAAAGUCAAAGAAGACAAAACCAAGUGGAUUAUUGGAGUUACAAGAUACACAAAAUCAUUGGUAAGUUUCUAUCCUUUCAAAUGGCCGGAUUAUGAAUUUUGAUCAGUUUGUCUGACUUGUUUUAAACUGAAUCCUUGAUUCCUUGAUAACUUUGAUCAUAAACUGAUUCCCAAGUAUUUUUGACUCAUAUGAUGCUUAUUACAUCACAUGUCAUCUAAAUCUUCUUUUCUAAUAUGACUGUUGGUGCUGCUCAUGAGGUAA